GGACUUUGGAGAUAAGAGUUUAAAGUCAGGUCGACCAAUUUUCUUCUGUGAAUUAUAGUAUUGCUUUUGCUUCCAUCACUCAGAUAAACAUCAAGACGAAAAUGGCUGAAACAAUUCUCUACAACACUGUGACUGAAAUCCUGAAGAAGUUGGGUUCAUCAGUUCUCCAAGAGAUUGGGCUUGUAUCUGUGGCUGGGAAUGAACUUGACAAACUCAAAGACACCAUUUCUACAAUCAGAGCAAUUCUUGUUCAUGCAGAGGAGCUGCAAAGCACAAACCCUGAGGUAGAAGACUGGCUCGAAAAGCUCAACGAUGCAUUUUAUGAUGCUGAUGACUUGCUCGAUGACUUCUCCACUAAAGUUCUUCGGCGUCAAGUUAAGAGACGGAAUAAAAGGCUAAAGAAGUUACGACGUCAAAUUACGACUCAGAAUAACAAAAAGCUAAAGAAGGUACGCAAUUUCUUCUCGAGCUCAAACCAGUUUGCUUUCAGUAGUAAGAUGGCUAAUGCAAUUAAGGCCAUUAGGGAGAGACUAGAUGCAAUUGCAGAAGACAGGAAAAAAUUUCAUCUCAUUGAGAAGCCUAUAGAUAUGCGAGUUGAGAAUACUAAGAGGGAGGAGACUCACUCUUUUGUUCAUGCAGGAAGUGUAAUUGGAAGGAAUAGUGAUAAAAUGGCACUAGUAGAACUUUUGUUGGACAAUAACGUUCAAGAGAAUGUGUCAGUUGUUGCAUUAGUUGGAAUUGGGGGAUUGGGAAAGACCACACUUGCACAAUUAGUUUACAACGACGAAAGGGUCAAAAAAUAUUUUGAACUUAAGAUGUGGGUGUGUAUCUCUGAUGUCUUUGAUGUUCAACUCAGUGUAGAAAAGAUCAUAGAGUCUGCAACAGGCCGAAAGCCUGAAAACCUUUCGAUGGAUAAAUUGCAAGAAAAGCUUAGGAGAGAAAUUGACGGGAAUAAAUAUUUGCUUGUGUUGGACGAUGUGUGGAAUGAGGAUCGUGAGAAAUGGCUAAAAUUGAGAGAUCUAUUGCUGGGUGGCUCAAGGGGAAGUAAAAUUUUAGUAACUACCCGCAGUGAAUUAGUUGCUACAGUAGUUACUGACUCAGUUUUACUAUAUCAUUUAAAAGGCUUGUCUGAGGAGGCAUCCUGGUCUUUAUUUAAGCAAUUGGCAUUCAAGCAAGGGAAAGAGAAUCCCUGUCGAUUAACAAUGGGGAGGGAAAUUGUGCAGAAGUGUAAGGGAGUUCCUCUUGCUAUAAGGGCUAUAGGAAGCUUACUAUACUCUAAAGAUACAGAUGUUGAAUGGUUGGUUUUCAAAAAUAAUGAUUUGUCGAAAAUAGCUCAAAAAGAGGAUGUUGUUCUGCCAACACUAAAGUUAAGUUAUAAUUGUCUUCCUUCGUAUUUGAAGAGAUGCUUUGUGUUUUGUUCCUUGUAUUUGAAAGAUGAAAAGAUUCGUAAGAAAGAACUAAUCCAAUUGUGGAUUGCACAUGGAUUCAUUCAGCCAUUGUAUGGAAAUCAACAAUUGGAGGAUGUAGGAGAUUUGUAUUUUAUGGAGUUAUUGAGGAGGUCCUUUUUUCAAGAUGUUGAAAUGGAUCAAUGGGGUGAAGUAAUAAGUUGCAAAAUGCAUGAGCUUGUCCAUGACCUAGCAGAAUCUAUUGUGAGGCCCAAAAGUUCCAUAGUGAAUGCAAAUGCAGAAAAUAUUACUGAAAGCACUCGUCAUUUGUCUUUAGAUUCUUGUGUAAAUUUGUCAGGGGAAAUGUCAACCCACUUGGUUAGAGCUCACAAGUUACGAACUUUGAAGAGUCCAAAGGUUCAAGUUUCAAACAAAUCAGUUUUUGAAAAGAUUGUUUCAACUUUUAAAAGUUUACACGUGUUAGAUCUGAGCCAUUCGGGGACAAAGACCGUGCCGAAUAAUAUAGGCAAGUUGAAACAUUUAAGGUAUCUUGAUCUCAGUGAUAGUUGUAUAUCGACUCUGCCAAGUUCAAUUACCAAGUUGCAAAAUUUACAGACUCUAAAACUCAAUGAUUGCGUCAAUCUUGAAGAAUGGCCAAGAGAUUUUAAAAAAUUGAUCAGUCUUAGACAUCUUGAGCUUGACAACUGUCCUUCCUUGCCUCACAUGUCGAGUGGAUUGGGCCAGUUGACGUCUCUUUCGACAUUAACAAGAUUUGUGGCUGACUCAAAUAGUCUGUUGAGUGAAUUGUAUAGCCUAAACAAUUUACGGGGAAGGUUGAGUAUUAUAAUCCUUGGACGUGAGGGCUCAAGCAGCCGCUGGUGUUUAAAAAACACAACAGUAGAAGAGGGAAGAAUGGAGAGAACAAACUACUUGGAAGCGAAAGAAUACCUUAAGACGCUGGAAUUAUGUUUUUAUAGGAAUGAUGAUGAUGAGUUAUUGUUGGAAUUUCUGCGUCCACACCGGAAUCUGAAGCAACUGAUGAUAAAUUUUUAUGAUGGAGUUGUUGGGAAACCUUUGGAGUGUAUUUGA
Cornus florida is the source of this 2474-nucleotide messenger RNA. Its product is annotated as putative disease resistance protein RGA4. The transcript is spliced from 2 exons. NCBI's taxonomy places the organism in Eukaryota, Viridiplantae, Streptophyta, Magnoliopsida, Cornales, Cornaceae. Gene Ontology annotation, biological process: defense response to other organism. The record is from RefSeq and is a predicted model, not a curated record. Gene Ontology annotation, molecular function: ADP binding; protein binding. The coding region runs from base 102 to 2474 and encodes 790 amino acids.